UUUAGGAGACGAAGAUUUUAUAAAAUUCAAGUGGUGCCUGCAGCAACCAGAGUUCCUAGAAGGCUUCCCAGCAAUCCCAAAGAGUCGACUGGAGAAUGCAAGAAGAGAGCUCACAGUGACUCAGAUGUUCCUGACCUACAGUAUAAACACUAUUAAAGUGACAAAAAUCGUUUUAGGGGAGAUGAACCAGAAUGAUCUUGUGGAGAAAUUAUCAGAAAUUAUCUCAGAACCUGCAGAGAUUCUUCUUGAGUGCCAGCGAACACUGAAAAAUAACUUACAGAAGAAGUUCAAGUAUGUGUUUGAGGGGACUGCAAAAGCAGGACAUAAGGAACUUCUGAAUCAGAUCUACACAGAGAUCUACAUCUCAAUGGAAGAGACUAGAGAGGUCAACAUGGAACAUGAAGUCAGACAGAUUGAAACAGCAUCCAGGAAACCAGACAGACCAGAAACAACAAUCAAAUGUGAAGACAUCUUUAAAGCCUCACCUGGAAGUGAUGAACCAAUCAGAACAGUGAUGACAAAGGGAGUGGCUGGCAUCGGGAAAACAGUCUUAACACAGAAGUUCACUCUGGACUGGGCUGAAGACAAAGCCAACCAGGACAUACAGUUCACAUUUCCAUUCACUUUCAGAGAGCUGAAUGUGCUGAAAGAGAAGAAGUACAGCUUGGUGGAACUUGUUCAUCACUUCUUUACUGAAACCAAAGCAGCAGGAAUCUGCAGGUUUGAAGAGUUCCCGGUCGUGUUCAUCUUUGACGGUCUGGAUGAGUGUCGACUUCCUCUGGACUUCUUCAACAAUGAGAUCCUGACUGAUGUUACAGAGUCCACCUCAGUGGAUGUGCUGCUGACAAACCUCAUCAGAGGGAAACUGCUUCCCUCUGCUCGCCUCUGGAUAACCACACGACCCACAGCAGCCAAUCAGAUCCCUCCUGAGUGUGUUGACAUAGUGACAGAGGUCAGAGGGUUCACCGACCCACAGAAGGAGGAGUACUUCAAGAAGAGAUCUAAAGAUAAGAAGCAGACCAGUACAAUCAUCUCCCACAUCAAGACAUCACGAAGCCUCCACAUCAUGUGCCACAUCCCGGUCUUCUGCUGGAUCACUGCUAAAGUUCUGGAGGAGGUGUUGAAGACCGGAAAGGGAGGAGAGCUGCCCAAGACCCUGACUGAGAUGUACAUCCACUUCCUGGUGGUUCAGUCCAAACUGAAGAAGAUCAAAUAUGAUGGAGGAGCUGAGACAGAUCCACACUGGAGUCCAGAGAGCACUAAGAUGGUUGAGUCUCUGGGGAAACUGGCUUUUAAGCAGCUGGAGAAAGGCAACCUCUUCUAUGAAUCCGACCUGACAGAGUGUGGCAUCGAUAUCACAGCAGCCUCACGGUACUCAGGAGUGUUCACAGGAAUCUUUAAAGAGGAGAGAGAAAUUUACCAGAACAAGAUGUUCUGCUUCGUCCAUCUGAGUGUUCAAGAGUUUCUGGCUGCUCUUCACGUCCAUCUGACAUUCAUCAACUCUGGUGUCAAUCUGAUGGCAGAAGCAACAUGGUGGCCUAAAUUAUUUAGAGGGCAACCUAGACAAAUACAUCUCUACCAGAGGGCUGUGGACAAGGCCUUACAGAGUCGCAACGGACACCUGGACUUGUUCCUCCGCUUCCUCCUGGGUCUUUCACUAGAGACCAAUCAGACUCUCCUACAAGGUCUGCUGACACAGACAGGAAGUAGCUCACAGAUCAACCAGAAAGCUGUAGAGUACAUCAAGAAGAAGAUCAAUGAGGAUCUGUCACCAGAGAAAAGCAUCAAUCUGUUCCACUGUCUGAAUGAACUGAAUGAUGGUUCUCUAGUGGAGGAGAUCCAACAGUACCUGGGUUCAGGACGUCUCUCCACGGAUGAACUGUCUCCUGCUCAGUGGUCAGCUCUGGUCUUCAUCUUACUGUCAUCAGAAAAAGAUCUGGACGUGUUCGACCUGAAGAAAUACUCUGCUUCAGAGGAGGUUCUUCUGAGGCUGCUACCAGUGGUCAAAGCCUCCAACAAAGCUCUGCUGAGUGGCUGUAAACUCUCAGAGAGAAGCUGUGAAGCUCUGUCUUCAGUUCUCAGCUCCCAGUCCUCUAGUCUGAGAGAGCUGGAUCUGAGUAACAACAACCUGCAGGAUUCAGGAGUGAAGCUGUUGUCUGCUGGACUGAAGAGUCCACAAUGUACACUGGAAACUCUCAGGCUGUCAGACUGUCGGGUCACAGAGGCAGGCUGUGCUUCUCUGGCCUCAGCUCUGCAGUCCGAAUCCUCCAGUCUAAGAGAGCUGGACCUGAGUAACAACGACCUGCAGGAUUCAGGAGUGAAGCCACUUUCUGUUGGACUGCAGAGUCCACACUGUACACUGGAAACUCUCAGGCUGUCAGACUGUCGGGUCACAGAGGCAGGCUGUGCUUCUCUGGCCUCAGCUCUGUGGUCCGAAUCCUCCCAUCUGAGAGAGCUGGACCUGAGUAACAACGACCUACAGGAUUCAGGAGUAAAGCCGCUUUCUGUUGGACUGCAGAGUCCACACUGUACAUUGGUAACUCUCAGGCUGUCAGACUGUCGGGUCACAGAGGCAGGCUGUGCUUCUCUGGCCUCAGCUCUGCGGUCCGAAUCCUCCCAUCUGAGAGAGCUGGACCUGAGUAACAAUGACCUGCAGGAUUCAGGAGUGAAACCGCUGUCUGCUGGACUGCAGGAUCCACACUGUACACUGAAAACUCUCAGGCUGUCAGACUGUCAGGUCACAGAGGCAGGCUGUGCAUCUCUGGCCUCAGCUCUGUGGUCCGAAUCCUCCCAUCUGAGAGAGCUGGACCUGAGUAACAACGACCUGCAGGAUUCAGGAGUGAAGCCGCUGUGUGUUGGACUGAAGAGUCCACACUGUACACUGGAAACUCUCAGGUAA
Sebastes umbrosus (honeycomb rockfish) is the source of this 2899-nucleotide messenger RNA. RefSeq names its product NACHT, LRR and PYD domains-containing protein 12-like. Lineage: Eukaryota; Metazoa; Chordata; Actinopteri; Perciformes; Sebastidae. The transcript has 7 exons. The record is from RefSeq and is a predicted model, not a curated record. The coding region runs from base 125 to 2899 and encodes 924 amino acids. Gene Ontology annotation, molecular function: protein binding.